Dioscorea cayenensis subsp. rotundata (Guinea yam) is the source of this 905-nucleotide messenger RNA. RefSeq names its product very-long-chain (3R)-3-hydroxyacyl-CoA dehydratase 2. NCBI's taxonomy places the organism in Eukaryota, Viridiplantae, Streptophyta, Magnoliopsida, Dioscoreales, Dioscoreaceae. The record is from RefSeq and is a predicted model, not a curated record. The coding region runs from base 37 to 741 and encodes 234 amino acids. Gene Ontology annotation, biological process: sphingolipid biosynthetic process; fatty acid elongation; very long-chain fatty acid biosynthetic process. Gene Ontology annotation, molecular function: 3-hydroxyacyl-CoA dehydratase activity. Gene Ontology annotation, cellular component: endoplasmic reticulum membrane. The transcript is spliced from 9 exons.
CCGAAUCCGCCAUGAGAAACCGCGAGCCGUACGUUGAUGUUCGUUUGCUCGCCGCGCUCGAUUCAACCACUCGUUCUCUGCCCGAUGCCUCGUUUCUCUAAGCUCUACCUCAUCUCCUACAACUCCCUCCUCUUCUUGGGAUGGGCAAUUGCUCUUUCUAGGCUUCUGGGAAGCUUCAUUGCUACCAAGUCCGUCAAUGGAGCCUACGCAGCAGCGGGAGAGCUUAUCUGUUGGCUGCAAACGGUUGCGUUCUUGGAAGUCAUACAUUCGGCUGUUGGUCUGGUUCCAAGUGGGGUGAUGCUUGUGCUGAUGCAAUGGGGAGGACGAACUCACUUCCUGCUGGCCAUUGUUAGCCAAAUCACCGAGCUUCAGGAUCUCCCAUCUGUUUUUAUUACAUUUCUUGCAUGGAGUUUAUCUGAGGUGAUCCGCUACUCCCACUAUGCUUCAAGUUCUCUGGAACUCUGUCCAUCAUGGCUAACAUACAUCAGGUAUACUGCUUUCAUCCUCUUGUAUCCUAUAGGGGUUGGUCCCGGAGAAAUGUGGCUUAUGUACAAAGCUCUUCCAUUUAUAAAGGAAAGAAACCUUUACAAAAGCUUUUUCGACAGCCUUCCCUUCAGCUACCACUCUUUUGUUGUGGUUGUGCUUGCCCUCUAUCCAUUCCUGUGGUUAAGGCUGUAUCUGCAUCUGUUUAAGCAACGGCGAUCAAAACUAGGAAAGCUGCAAACAAAGAAAAAAGACUGAUUAUUUGAUAUAAAUGAAUGUUCUUAUCAUUCAUUCUGUAUUAUCUGAUUGUGUUGCUGACCAAUGUGCGUUCCAAAUAUCAUUGCUUAUUCAUUUGGCGUGCUUAUGUAUUUAUAUGAACCAACCGUUAAAGGACAUAAAAGUUCAUAAUAAGUUCAUAUAUA